UCUGCAGCAACAUGCAGCCAACCGGCCAAAGCCCAAGAUGGGGACGUCAGCAGCGGUCAAGCUGCCGUCCAAUCGCAGUGCGUCUGGCGCCAGACGCAGGAGAACACGCUGCCGAAAGUGUGAGGCAUGCCUCCGAACCGAAUGUGGAGAAUGUCACUUCUGUAAAGACAUGAAGAAGUUUGGAGGACCAGGGCGCAUGAAACAGUCCUGUAUCAUGAGGCAGUGCAUUGCAGUGAGUAAAACCACACAGGCUUUUCAUUAUCCAUACUAUUUAGCAGAGAGUUCAGUUAACCAAUAUUGUCUUAUUCAAUGAUGCCGUGCUGUGCCACAUGUAAAGACUGUGCAUUUGACAUGCAAACCAUAAUGAGAGGUUCAGGGUUUAAAUCAAAUAACAUGCGCCGAAUACAACAGGUGUAGACCUUACCGUGAAAUGCUUACUUACAAGCCCUUAACCAACAAUGCAGUUCAAGAAACAAGAGUCUGUGUAAGAGAGAACCAACCAGAAGUACAAUGAUACAGAGCGAGACAUCAGGAAGUGAGUGCUAACAUUUUUAUUUGGCACAGUAUGACUCAUUCAUCUGUCAAUGGUCUCUAGAUUCUGUUGAGUCCAUUCAGUAGAUAUUUGUCUACGGCUUGGCAUAGUCGCCAAUGUCUGUUACUGAUUCUCCUAAAACAGGAAACAGAAUGCCCAGUAGCAGCUUAUGAACACUUUUUCCAAAUAUUAUUGCGCACCGGCAUAGUAGACUCAAUGUGUCUGACUCAAUUAGUUUGUCACUGAAUAUGUAUUUGUCCCUUGCAGCCUGUCCUGCCCCACACGGCUGUGUGUGUUGUGUGUGGAGAGGCAGGUAAGGAGGACACACUGGAGGAAGAGGAGGACAAGUUCAACAUCAUGCUCAUGGAGUGCUCCAUCUGCAGUGAGAUUGUUCACCCCAACUGCUUAAAGGUGAGCUAGGAUGAGCAUGUCAAGUCAUGACUGAACACGAGGAGUUUGAUGAUUCAUAAUUUGUGUGAGUGAGAUUCACCUGAAUGGUAGCUUAGUGGUUAAGAGUGUUGUGCCAGUAACCGAAAGGUCGCUGGUUCUAAUCCCCGAGCCGACUAGGUGAAAAAUCUGUCGAUGUGCCCUUGAGCAAGGCACUUAACCCUAAUUGCUCCUGUAAGUCGCUCUGGAUAAGAGCGUCUGCUAAAAAGUAAAAAAAAAAAAAAAAAAAUGUAUGAUACAGUUGAGAGAUUUGAUAUGCUUUGUGACUCAAAUGAGGGCAAUACUGUGUCCUGGAAUGUUUGCUGCUGUACCAAUGGCAGGUGGUUCACUGUGUUUGACUUUCAGACAGUUUUACAAGGCAGCUUGUUGAGGCGGUGUGGUGGGGACUUCUUGUUGUUGUUUGACACUGACUGAACCAGCUCAUCAAUUUCCCUCCUCCAGAUUGACUUACAGAAGGCUACUAUAGUCUCUGGGAAGGAGAAGUGUCCAGCUGAAAUCACAUGACAUAAGAAUACAACUUUGCAGUGUUGUUGACAUUGCCGGGUCGAGCCGGAUGCAAAUAAAAUGCAAAGUCACUCGUGCACUCUUAACAACCAUUCUGCCAAACCAUAGCAUGAUCUUGCUCAAACCUGUUCAAAUGAAGGGAAGUUGUGACUGCCUUUGGUAUUCCAGGCACAUAAUGCUCUAAAGUGGUAGGUAAAGGAUUCCUGAAGAAUAUACAUUUUUCAUUUUGAUAAUAGGAAUUAGUGAGAAGGUCUUUAUAUCAGAUGUUAGAGGUUGUUGUUUGCCAGAGAUUCUCACUUUAAAUGUCUGAGAAAAAAGGAAGUGUUUAACUGCCUCACAUUAAGUGGUUUCAGUUCCCUGUUUGUCUCUGGUGAACACAUUGUACUUUAGUCUAGACUCCCGUUCUGCCCUUCUUCUUAACUAGCUCUUUUACUUCAUGCUUUUCAGGUAAAAGAUGCCUCUGGCGUGGUGAAUGAUGAACUUCCUAACUGUUGGGAAUGUCCCAAAUGCAACUACGCUGGGAAAACAGGAAAAGUGAGUACCUAUAUGAAUUCAUCAUUUAUUUAAGUAUGUGCAGAAAUCUAAAAUGUACAUGUUAUUUUGUAGUCUGAUAUUGAAUUUGCAGUGACUUAAGAAACAGGGCUGUGAACUUUGGAAAACAUUCCCCAAAGAGUUUCAUUCUUUAAAGUCUGAGGCAUUUCAUAAUGUAAACUCGGCAAAAAAAGAAACGUCCUCUCACUGUCAACUGCGUUUAUUUUCAGCAAACUUAACAUGUGUAAAUAUUUGUAUGAACAUAACAAGAUUCAACAACUGAGACAUAAACUGAACAAGUUCCACAGACGUGACAAACAGAAAUGGAAUAAUGUGUCCCUGAACAAAGGGGGGGUCAAAAUCAAAAGUAACAGUCAGAAUCUGGUGUUUGGCCACCAGCUGCAUUAAGUACUGCAGUGCAUCUCCUCCUCAUGGGCUGCACCAGAUUUGCCAGUUAUUGCUGUGAGAUGUUACCCCACUCUUCCACCAAGGCACCUGCAAGUUCCUGGACAUUUCUGGGGGGAAUGGCCCUAGCCCUCACCCUCCGAUCCAACGGGUCCCAGACGUGCUCAAUGGGAUUGAGAUCCGGGCUCUUCGCUGGUCAUGGCAGAACACUGACAUUCCUUUCUUGCAGGAAAUCAUGCACAGAAUGAGCAGUAUGGCUGGUGGCAUUGUCAUGCUGGAGGGUCAUGUCAGGAUGAGCCUGCAGGAAGGGUACCACAUGAGGGAGGAGGAUGUCUUCCCUGUAACGCACAGCGUUGAGAUUACCUGCAAUGACAACAAGCUCAGUCCGAUGAUGCUAUGACACACCGCCCCAGACCAUGACGGACCCUCCACCUCCAAAUCAAUCCCGCUCCAGAGUACAGGCCUCGGUGUAACGCUCAUUCCUUCGACGAUAAACGCGAAUCCGACCAUCACCCCUGGUGAGACAAAACCGCAACUCGUCAGUGAAGAGCACUUUUUGCCAGUCCUGUCUGGUCCAGCGACGGUGGGUUUGUGCCCAUAGGCGACGUUUUUGCCGGUGAUGUAUGGUGAGGACCUGCCUUACAACAGGCCUACAAGCCCUCAGUCCAGCCUCUCUCAGCCUAUUGCGGACAGUCUGAGCACUGAUGGAAGGAUUGUUCGUUCUUGGUCUAACUCGGGCAGUUGUUGUUGCCAUCCUGUACCUGUCCCGCAGGUGUGAUGUUUGGAUGUACCGAUCCUGUGCAGGUGUUGUUACAUGUGGUCUGCCACUGCGAGGACGAUCAGCUGUCCGUCCUGUCUCCCUGUAGCACUGUCUUAGGCGGCUCACAGUACGGACAUUGCAAUUUAUUGCCCUGGCCACAUCUGCAGUCCUCAUGCCUCCUUGCAGCAUGCCUAAGGCACGUUCACGCAGAUGAGCAGGGACCCUGGGCAUCUUUCUUUUGGUGUUUUUCAGAGUCAGUAGAAAGGCCUCUUUAGUGUCCUAAGUUUUCAUUACUGUGACCUUAAUUGUCUACCGUCUGUAAGCUGUUAAUGUCUUAACAACCGUUCCACAGGUGCAUGUUCAUUAGUUGUUUAUGGUUCAUUGAACAAGCAUGGGAAACAGUGUUUAAACCCUUUACAACUAAAAUCUGUGAAGUUAUUUGGAUUUCUACAAAUGAUCUUUGAAAGACAGGGUCCUGAAAAAGGGACAUUUUCUUUUUUGCUGAGUUUACUUACUGUGCUACUUACCAAUGCCCUGUCUGUUACAGGGGAAACAAACACCUCAUUCUCUAGAAGUGGUAGUCACAGUCGAUCUAGUUUCACUCUUGUGAAACAAGUACAGUAGCUCAGUUUGGUGACCCCGUAGUGAUAAGCAAAAGGUAUAAAGUUGUCUCCCCUGUUUUUCCACCUUUUUGGUCUGCAAGCAAAAAAGGGGACCAGGGUUCAAGUACGCGUCCAACCUCCCUGGCUCUCUGCUGAGGGAGCAAAAGGCGGUCAAGGAGGAGGGCGAGUCCACCUCUACGUCUACAGCCAAGAGCAAGCCUGAGAGGGAUGAGACUCCCAGACACAGACCUGAGGAAUGGGAGCCCCUUCACAGACAACCCCCUGUCCUAUCCCCCAGCACCCUGCCUCGGCCCAGACCUGAGGACAAACUGAGGAAGAAGAGAAAGCUCUUCGAUGAUGACUAUGAAGAGGACUUUGGUGUGAGGAAGAAGGUAGAGAGACUCCGAUUUCAUCAUGUGGUUUGUGUUUGUUAGUAUAAUGUUACUCUGACUAUAGGUGGCCAUUUUCAUGCUGUGCCAAGCAACUCCUUUUGUUAAAUGUUUGUAUGUUAUGUGCUCUGGUAUCCAUAGUUGAACAUGCUCUCUAACUAAACCUUCCUAUCCCCCACAGGGAAAGUCAGAUGAACCUCUGUUCCCCAAACUCCUUCAUCAGAUCAAGAUGGAGGAGGAGGAUGAGGUGGAUGAGGAGGAGAAGGCCUCUCUGUACCGGCGAGGCCUGGAGAGGAGAGGGCGUUUAGGAGAUACCGAGGAGGAGGCAGAGGACAGGGAUGACGAGGACACAAAGACAAACCUGUCCAGGCCUCCUCUCAAAACUCCUGUUCUAGACAGUGAUCAGUCUCACUGCAGCUCUCCAUGGGCCGGCCCCAGCAGUGAGGGGGGCAGUGAACCCCAGGAGAAAGGCCCACGUCCCAAAGCGUGCCGCAAACGCCGAUUACCCAACAAGGAGCUGAGCAAAGAGCUGAGCAAAGCACUGAACCAGGAGAUCCAGAAGACUGAGGACUGCCUAGCCAAUGAGAACCGCCAGCCCCUGAAGGUGGAGCCAGAGAGUGAGAAUGAGGAGCCAAAGAGGGGCUUCCGCAACAGCAGUGACCAAGGAGGGGAGCGCCCCCACCUCUGGACCAAGGAAAUGAAUGGCACCCCCUGGGAGCUGCGCCACUUCUAUCCCAGCCAGAUCACCCCUCUGGGCUUCAACAGAAGCUCCCCUGGCACCCGGCCCCUGCCCCCACGCUCCCCACCAAAGUGUGUCCAAAUGGAGCGCCACGUCAUCCGGCCGCCACCCAUCAGCCCCCCACCAGACAGACUGCCCUUGGUGGAUGGGAAAACCCACACGGUGCAGCGAGAGGUCUGGAUGAAGAUCUUCGGACACGUCACACACAAGGAGCUGUGUAUCUGCAUGUGUGUCUGCAAGACAUGGAACAGAUGGUGAGAGCUCCAUUCUACUCAGACUGUGUUACUUCACAUCACAGGUUUUUAAAAACAUAAAGAAACACUUAGAUUAAAAUAUACCAAGUAUCUAAAACAUUCGUCUGUCCAUUACAAAUAGAGUGUGUAUCUCUGUUGUCUAUCUCUGACAGGUGCUGUGAUAAGAGACUGUGGACCAUAAUCGAUCUGAACCGCUGUAAAUCUAUCACUCCCCUGAUGCUGAGUGGCAUCAUCCGCAGACAGCCCCUCUCACUGGACCUCAGCUGGACCAACAUCUCCAAGAAGCAACUAAGCUGGCUUAUAAACCGCUUACCAGGUAUGUACCAUGACCAUGUCACACUCUGAUCUAUGGGACAAAAAUCUAUGUUUUGGGUCGAGAUUAGAGACUGUCCACCACUCUGUGAUUCUAUCUCAGUGUUGAAACUCUUCUGACACUACUCCGCUCUGUCCUGCAGGUCUGCGGGUGUUGCUGCUCUCAGGUUGCUCGUGGGUGGCUGUAUCUGCCCUCUGCACCUCUAGCAGCCCUCUGCUGCGAACCCUCGAUGUGCAGUGGGUGGAGGGGCUCAAAGAUGCCCAGAUGAGGGACCUGCUCUCGCCUCCGACUGACAACAGACCAGGUAACCACCGGCAACAGGAGGGGAGAGUUAGGUGAAAUUGACGUGACUGUAUUAUAGCACCCCCUGGUGGUUUUCCUGGGUGUGACCAUUAGGAAGAACAUGAGGGGAUCUUUAGAUUUUACAUUUGAGUCAUUUAGCAGACGCUCUUAUCCAGAGCGACUUACAGUUAGUGAGUGCAUAUAUUUUCAUACUGGUCCCCCGUGGGAAUCGAACCCACAACCCUGGCGUUGCAAGCGCCAUGCUCUACCAACUGAGCUACACGGGACUACAUAGUUCACAUGUGUUUAUUUAAAGGAUGUUAACCAAAAUUAAUUACAUUACUCGCCAUGUUUGACUGCGAGACAGGAAAUCACUCAUAUUUUGUUCCACCCUCAGGUCAGUUGGACAACCGUUGUAAGCUGAGGAACGUUGUGGACUUACGUCUGGCCGGACUGGACAUCACAGACGCCUCUCUGCGUCUGAUUAUCAGACAUAUGCCGGUACUUUCCCAACUGGACCUGAGCUACUGCAACCACGUCAAUGACCAGUCGGUCAACCUGCUGACGGCCGCAGGGACGACAACCAGAGACUCCCUCACAGAGAUCAACCUGUCAGGUAGGAAGCCUCAGUCAGUCACACUACUCUCACAACGUCAGUAUGAGCUAUAGGGGCUAAGAUAACAGCACAGAGGCUGUUUCUAGUUACUCUGCUAUUUUUCUUAUUUUUAUGUCUGUUAAUAUAGAAUAAGUAUUUAUUCUUAGUCUGUUAUCUCAAUUUUAUAUUAAGAGUUUAACUAUAGCUUGCAAGUCUUUAUGUUGCAUUUUAGCAUACAUAAUAUUCAAUUCGACUCCGUACACAUUUCCUCAUGCCUGGCUCUGUUUUUGUCUCCCCCUCCAGUUUGUAAUAGGGUGACAGACCAUUCCCUUACCUUCUUCAAGCGCUGUGGAAGCAUCUGUCACAUUGACCUGCGCUACUGCAAACAGGUGACCAAGACGGCCUGUGAACAGUUCAUAGCAGAGAUGUCUGUAAGUGUACAGUUUGGCCUCAAAGAGGACAAAUUACUGCAGAAACUCGGCUAGUUCAUUGAGGGACACUGACACAGGCCAAAAUGUACACAGCAACAAAGAACUACCUUUUACACUAAAUGGAGCAAGACAAGGUUUCCCCCAUCAAGCCUGGACUGGUUGGUUUUGUAUGUUUAUUUCCUCUUCAUUGGAGAAUCUACUGUGUUAGAUUUCUGAACAAACAAUGUCACAUGAGUUGAUGAGAGAAGCAGAGGUGUGUAAAUGGACUGGGGAGAUUUUUGCAUCAAUGUCUUUCUGGAUGUUGCAGAAUCCUUGUACUGAUAAGGGGAAGAUGUAAAGCUACUAGACAGAAGGAGAUGGUGAAGGAAAACAAAGCCUGCAUGAGUCUUUCUUUUUGUGUUUGUACCUUUAUUUAAGGUUUAUUUGUUGUAUUGAAUUUGUUGGGGAAUUUGUUUUCUAUUAUUUAGGUUUGUUUUAUACAACAAUUCAUGAAUUGGGCAAAACAUUUUAAGUUUAAGUGAAACUUUAUGUGUACCAUAUACACUCCAGAUUUCAACAUAUGAACAGAUCCCAGAUGACAUGUCUUAGAACUGAAUAUUGACCUACAGAUCUUUUAUAUCAGUUUGCCUUGACACCAAUGGUAAUAUAUAUUUUUGGAUGCUGUUUUACCUGAUAUCAUGUGCCAAUUUCUGAAGUUGACAUUACAAGUUUUAUGGUAGUUACUGACUUGGACUGGAUUUACUUUACUUAAAACAUGAAAAUAAGACCAUCAUAAAAUAUGUUAUAAAUGUCUACAGCUGCAAUAUGUAACUUUUUGGGUGACCUGACCAAAUUCACAUAGUUAAAGAUCUGUCAUUGAAAGCAAGUCUAAGAAGUAGAUCAGUUAUUUCUAUGCUUCCUGUUCUUAAGUUCCGUUUUUGUCUUUUGCUUUCGGUUUUGUACA
Coregonus sp. 'balchen' is the source of this 7727-nucleotide messenger RNA. The record is from the annotation of a GenBank genome assembly. Lineage: Eukaryota; Metazoa; Chordata; Actinopteri; Salmoniformes; Salmonidae.